Molecule: messenger RNA, 945 nt
Organism: Eimeria maxima
Lineage: Eukaryota; Apicomplexa; Conoidasida; Eucoccidiorida; Eimeriidae
Product: SAG family member
Exons: 5
Coding region: 1-945 (314 amino acids)
Source: RefSeq, a predicted model, not a curated record
AUGGGGUCUCGCGAAUUUCUCUACGCUACUGGUGUAGUCCUGCUGCUUUUAGGAAGGGCCCCAGUGCCCACACAAGCUGCUUCUGGCCAACCUCCCUCUUAUUCCCAAGUCCUUGGUGACACGGGAGCAUGCCUUCCCGAAAUAAACAAGGCCCGCGAGCUCGCUGGCCUCACCAGCUUCGCUCAGGCGACAGCGACGGAUGGUGGCCAACUUCCUCUCGAUAGUGCAUAUCAGCUUUGGAGGAUCCCAUGUGACCCUUUGGUGCCAGCUGAAGAACAGUUCAAGGGUUCUAAUGAGUUGUUAUACAAAACCGCGUUUGCCGCUUUCGAGGUGUCCCCGGAUACUCCCAAUUGCACCGAAGCAGUCGACCACUGGAACGCUGCUUUUACGAAUUUCCAAGAGUAUGUUCUGCCCCCACCCAACGACAUGAGCACGAAGUUGUACAGCAACCGAGACAACAUCUCGUUCGUUGCCGUGUAUAACCCUGCGAAGACCGCAACCGCGGAUUGCCGUGUGUUCACGUGCACACGAACUACUCCCGCGUCUUCUGUGGCCGGCGAUAGCAACUCCAACCCUGCUAAAACCGAGGACAGCUCGAGCAGCCUGAUAUGCUUGACGACACCGGAUAUACUGACCCUCAACGGCCCGGCCCCUUUUACGUACGUUUACAUUCUUAAGCGGCAAGAAGAAUGGGAAAAAAUAAAAGCCGCCUUCGCUCGAGCCGGGUCUGCCGGGAAAACCAUGUUUAACGAAAUACUCAUUGCAGCAACGAUUCUUCUCGGCCUAGUGGCUUCAUGGAAGGCUACACCCGUCUUGGCAAGGGCCAGUUACGUGAAAAUGUUGUUGCUUUUGCCCCUUGGGUUCUGUAUUUUAGUAACUUUAGCUGCUUCUGUAGUGGGGGAGGGUGUUUAUAUCUUUAAUGAAGGGGGAGAAAAGGACAACUGA